ACCACAAGAACAUGGAGCUCGCGCUAUGCCAGAGCAUGGACUCCGUCAACACGGCCACCACUGAGGAAGAGGUGCGGACUUUGUUCGUGAGCGGAUUGCCUAUGGACGCCAAGCCUCGGGAACUCUAUCUGCUGUUUCGGGCAUAUGAAGGCUACGAAGGUUCUUUAUUGAAGGUGACGAGCAAAAAUGGAAAGACGGCGUCGCCUGUGGGGUUUGUGACGUUCCAUACUCGUGCGGGAGCUGAAGCUGCUAAACAAGAUCUUCAGCAGGGCGUCCGAUUCGACCCCGACAUGCCGCAAACCAUUCGGCUGGAGUUCGCUAAAAGCAACACGAAGGUCAGCAAGCCGAAGCCGGCAGUUGCCACGGCCGCGCCAGCUGCACACCCCGCAUUGAUGCACCCUCUCACUGGACACUUAGCCAGUCCAUUCUUCCCUGGUGGUGGUGCUGAGUUGUGGCAUCACCCUUUGGCUUACGGAGGAGAGCUGCAAACCCUGUCGCAUGGGCUGGUCCAUCCUGCCAUCCACCCGCAGAUGGCUCCUGUGCGUUCUUAUCUCUGACUAGCUGGGGCCGACAGGCCACACCACAGCCCCCUGACGUUGGGCGCGUGUGUCCUGCCCGCGCCGGCCCUGGGCUCGCCUGGCGCUGCUGUUGGGGCCCAUGCGCCUCCCCCCUCCCACCCGGGGCACCCGCAUACCCCCCACCCGCCUUGUUCUACCCUCUUCGUCGCUAACCUCGGCCAGUUCGUAUCUGAGCAUGAGCUCAAGGAAAUAUUCAGCAGCUGUGCGGGGUUCUCACGGCUGCGGCUGCUCACUGGCGCGGGCGGUGUGAGCGGGCCAGUCGCGUUCGUCGAGUACGUUAGCUCGGCAGACGCCGCCGCCGCCAUGGCGAGACUUCAGGGCGCUCUGCUACUUAGCUCUGAGGGGCCCAUCCAUCUCGAAUACGCGAGGCAAAAAAUGGCACACAACGGCUGGAUUCUCGCACAUGAAGGAGCAAAAGGGGGAGAAGAGAUCGAACAGCAUUAAUUCGUUCGUGACUCUUGGCACUUGACAACCGGCUCAUUGAGGGACGCGCAGUCUUAAUCCUUGGUAGGAGAUGGAGUUCUAAUAUCUUGUUUUAUAUUCGCCCAUUACAUUAUAUCGCCCAACCGAUUUCAAAGUUUGUUUUGUACCUUCAACUUUGUUCCUUAUUGUCUACAGCUUUGAAUUCAAAAUGGGUUAUGUUGUAGAUACGUUGGUCAACUAAUGCUUACAAUAAAAAUACAUCAUGGCGCUGAAAAUGACAAAAUCUAAAUGUAACUCAAUUCAUGUAACAUGAGAAUUUACUUCGAAUUUCUUACAAAAUACCUAAUAAUUACUUUUAGGCCGAGUUUUGUGAUGAUAUCAAUGUAAAUGAUCUUUAUAUACAUACGGACUUUCUGUUGAUGAUUUGAUGAUGUAAGUAAGACUAUGUUGAUCAAUGUGUAGAGAGCUGUCAUCUUUUUCACGUUGUCCAACAUCGGUGGUGUGCUGUGUAUUAUGUUGAUACCAAAUGUAGUGUAAAUGAUUAUUGAUUACUUUAUUUACUCGUAAUAUAAUAUACUUUAUUAAUAUAAUUUAACAUUCCACAUUAAUUGUUUACCGUUUGCGAUGAAAUAUUUUAUAUAUAAAAUUAAUUCUUUUCGACGGGAUAUAUUUUAUUGAAUUUGUGUAAUGUCAGAUUUAUUUACAAGUAACUUACUUAUUAUUGGAAAGUUUUUGUAUAUUCGUUUGUAGUAGGCAAGUUUACAAAUAUGACGAUCUGUUAUGAUUGUAGAAUAUUCAUAAAUUAAACAUCCUAGGAUUAAUCUCAUUCGAUUAAGCUAAAAACCAAAGGUGCCCUUCAUAGAUUGAUUACGUUUUGUUAAAUAAAUAUAUCAAGUUGAAUGGUUUUUAAUAAAAGUUGUAUUGUAAUAAACGAUACUUUUGUUUUAGUCUUGAUAAUAUUAUUAUAUUUAAAUGAAUUUCUUGAAUAUUUCAAAUUAUAUUUACCUAACGCUUUUCUUAGUGAUUUUUGUAAAGUAUGAACACUCGUUAAAGUGCUGGCACUUUGUUGCUACUUCGGUCGACUCAAUGUUGGAAGGUGUAGAGAUAGUGACGCCCCUUGGUGUUGCUUGUUUGUGAAGUGCAAUAAAAUGCUGAACAAUUACUUAUACACCACACCGUAUUCAUAUUAUAUCGUUUUAAAGUACGUUUAAAACCAUAAAUCUCGCUUCACCUCUGAUAAAACACUAAAAUAUAUAACUAAGUGAAGACAUAAGUAUAAAGGACGUCCUGAAUUGAAAUAGCAUGAAAUAUUAUAACUCCACUCAGUUCCCCGGUGACGUCUAGUUGAAGUUUAUCAAAGUGGUUUUUAAACGACUAUAAAACUUUUACCCUUCAUUUCAACUACUUGUCUUGUGCCUUGCGAAAACGUUUUCAUAAAUUAUGUUGACUUAAAUUUACCAUAUUUUUAUUUGGUGCGGUGUGGUGUGGGUUUUGUUCAGUUCCCGAGACUGGGGAGACAAGUGGAAUGAGAAUUAUUCGUCGGUAUAUACCUAUAUAUAGAACAUUCCAGAGUAUUUAUAUACUGUUUUACACUUAUAUAUUGUAAAGAAUAAAUCUUCUGAGCACAUGACCUAUAUCUUUGAAGAAAAGUUUUGUUGACGAUAUUUCUUGUGCCUGUAUGAUAAAAUAUUACAUCUUAAUUCUCAGAGAGAAGGUUGUUUGGGGUCAUACGGCAUAAUGUAUUAUCUUAAGUUGUUUUGUGUAACGUUACAUGAAAGAUCGGUGAAAUAUUGUCGCUGUAAUUAGACACCUACUUGACACAUUAAAGAUGAUAACAUAAAAAAUCAAAAGGAAUGAAAACUGUGCUAACAAUUUGAUAAAUAUUCGAUACUUUCACUUGUUUUUCCGUUUCCUGUCUGUUAUUGCGAGAAUUUAGCCUUGGCCUUAUAAGAGUAAAUAAAUAUUAAAUCGUAAUGUGUAAUUAGUAAUAAAUAUCUGGCGACCCGCCACGCUGAAUAGUGAAAUGAUUAUCUACUUGCAUGCUUUGACGAGCUUUUUGGUAAUAAUCUUAAAAUUAGAUGUAGUUCUAUUGUGUAACCCUUAGGUCAAUAUAUUAGGUAAGGGUAUUUAUUGUAGUUCGGCAUAAUUGCAUAAAUGUUAUUCAUAAUAAGAGAACGGUGUAAUGAAGUUAAGUUUAAUGGAGUAUUAGGUUUAAUUGAAAUUGAGAAUUAAUAUAUUUUUUAUUUUUAGCUAGUUGAUUACCGCGUAUAUGUACGCAAUACAAGUUACCAAAACAGCUCGGUAACUUCGUAGGUAGAGGUACUUCUCUACGGCAUAGCAAUAAACCAAAUAUGUUUAUAUUAUAGAUGUCUAGAGACGUAUUCUGCUGUAACAUGUAAAAAAAAAUAUGAAAAAUAUAAAAAAAAAUCCCUACAUAGGCUAAUAAAUUAAGGUUUUUGGAUAUUUUGGGAUGAUUGACGCGAAUUUUGUUCACGCAUCGCCGUUAAUAUUUCUCUAAGUGAAUUCUUAUGACAAAUAUUCAAAUAGUCAAUAUAUUGUACUUUGUAAUGACGUCAAUUUGUAACAAACUUAGUGAAAUUUUAUACGUUGUUUAUAGUGAUUGAUAAAUACAAAGCGUCGGUGGCUGAGACCAAAGAUAAGCGAUUUACAAUAUAUUAUUACUAACCUCAGGCCGUACCAAACACUAUCUGUAAGAGAUCUGAAAUCAUACAAAAAUACAUAAAACAAUGCGAAUCAAUUGAUUCAGUGCUAUUUGGUACAAGUAUCGUAAUUGAGUCAGAAACCUUUGUGAGCGAUUCCGAUACUUAGCCCAAAUAAAAUGCGAGUAAUGAAAUCUCUUAUAACCUUAUAAAUCGCUAUUGGAUCUUAUAUUAUAUAGUAAGUCAGUGUUUACUUUUUUAAUUCGAUAUAUAAUGCUAAUUUGUAUGUAAGUUGUGUAAUAGUGUAGAUCUCCCAUACCUCCGGCGUCCGCGAAUCCUGCGCAAAGUGAUACAACGAAUGUUUUUAUACCUGCAUCAUUCAUUGGUACUAUAUCUUUAUUAUUCAUCACUAUAAUUGCUUCAUUAUUAUAUUCAUAACUAUCACAUUUCAUUAAUUUCAUAUCUUCGUCAUACAACGGUAAUAUUACAUUAUAUCAUUUCUAAAAAAUUUCUUUACUAUUCACGUUUCAAAUUCUGUUAUUUACUCGAGUCAUUACUUAAAAGAAGGCUAUUCCAUUUCAAUUGCAGUUAUUAAAUCCAUCAAGUUAUUUAAUUUCAUUUACUAUACUGCAGUUACCUAACAUAUUUGCAUAAAACAUACUCAACCUAAGAUAAUUGUAUUUCCCUUUUCAUAGUCGUCCCAUGCCCUAUUACAUAACUUUAGGAGAUUUUACUAAAUUCCACAAAAUAUCUAUUAUUAAAUUUACAUUUACGUUAGAUGUUUCUAAACUUGUUUUGAAUUUUAACUUAUUACCCGCACUAAAAGUCACUUUUUUUUACUUUUGAUCAAAAUUCAUUAAAUUUAUACGUUUCCAUUUUUAUUUAUUCUGAGCUGCUUUUAAGUUUGUCACAUUAAAUUAAAGUUUAUUUAAUGGGUUAAUCAAUUGCUUCAUUGGGUUCUUCUGCAAUAGGAACUUUAACAAGUUUUAUGAGUAAAUUUCCUGGACUAGCCUUCUAUGUAUUCUCUCGUUCAUGAAUAUUGUAAUGGAAAGUAAUGCGCAGGAGUCUCGGUCGCCGCUUCGAUUCCGUCCAACAACAGUAGCUAGCGCGUAAGAGACGUCCAGUGGCUAGGGACACGCCUACGUUACCUUCAGCGGGACUACUCGAUACAUAUCAUCGUCUUAUAUUAAUAUUAAAAUUAGGAUAAACAAACUGUUUCAUAGAGACGUUUAUUCUGUAUCCUCUUCUACUUCUCGUAUUGCAAUCGGCUAUGUGUCACGCAGCUGUAUCGAUUUUGUGUUCUCGCUUUCACCAAACGCUUGUACCGAAUGGAGCUAUUUUGCUAAGAUCAAAUUGGUUUGCGAACGGGUAAAGGGGAGAAGUGGCGGACUGUGUCGAUAAAUAAUUGAGAACUGUUUACGAAUGUAUGGAAAUUUUAGUGAAGCUCGUGACAUUGGGCCGCGUGUGAUAGAGUUAGCGAUAGGGGUUUAGUAUCGCCUUGCAAGUUAGGUUAAGAAAAACGGUAACAAACAAAACCGUGCAUCGGAAACAUAUCAAUUCUGUGCCCCUUAAUAAAUUAGCUGAUAAAUAAAAUAAGAAAUACAUAUGAAUAGCAUUAAAAUAAUCUUUCGGAGUAUCAGAUACAGAUAAGUGUUGUUUUCGUAAGUCGGGAGAGUAGAGUAUGUUUUCGAAUAUGGCUGAUGCAUAGUACCCGAGUAGUGUCGCGCAAUUUCUGUUUUUCUAUUUCUAAUUUGUCGCAAAUAAAGUAUUAAUGUUAUUUUUAUUGUUAUUUAUAGGAUAAUUAAAAGGCUUAAUUACUAAAAUAAUUUUUAAUGUUCGCUUUCGUAUUCAGUAUUAAUGAACUUGUUUUUGGAUUCUGGUAACGGUACGUUAGUGUGUUGCCGGAAACAUAUUUGUAUAUCGAGCAAAGUAAACCUUACAAACUAUAUAAAUUAGUGGUUAAUUGUUAGAUUUGUGUGACUUGGAUUAUUUAAAGCUUUUAGAGCAAAGUGUUGUUGUGGUUUAAGAGAAAAACAUAAUGACAUUGUAAAAAAUAGUGAUAAAUUUAGCUUAAUUAUAUCAUUAUUAUGACUUUUAUAGAUGUUCAUUUUCUUUCCUUAUACUUCAUUGACUAUUGUGGCAGUGAAGAUGUCUUUGUUAAUUCAAAUAAAUUUGAGAUCAUCCUCAAUCGAAGUUUUUAUUCAUCGGACAUCCCUUCGAUUUCGCCGUCUAACAAGUCUCCAAAUUGAAAUCUGAGGAGACUUAAUAAUCUUCGUGACUGUACAAAUUUUCAUUUCCUCUCGCCUUCUGUAGAUAUAAUCUGAAGGAUGAUUCAAUCGAAUCCGUUAUUAGGAAACAUUUUUGUAAUAUUGAGAACCUAGUGGUUAAUAUAGGAUUCUAGUUUAGGAUAACCGAGAUUAGAUUUAAUUUAUGGUUGAGCUUUGUCUUUGCUUUGUAGGUAUUCUUCGUCUUGUAAAACGAGUUAUACAUUCUUAUUGUGAGUUCAAUUAAUAAGUUUUACGGAGACGUAGAUAAUUUCGGGAAAAUUGCUAAUAAAGUUUAAUUAAUAUUUAUGGCAAUGUUGUAUUUAUGUUAUUAUUAGUUUUAAAGCAUUAUAGGGUCCAAAGAUUGGGAAUAAACAUUAUAUGAUAAAUAAAA
This is a messenger RNA of Leptidea sinapis, 6319 nucleotides long. RefSeq names its product protein couch potato-like (gene cpo). Gene Ontology annotation, molecular function: mRNA binding. The coding region runs from base 12 to 557 and encodes 181 amino acids. The record is from RefSeq and is a predicted model, not a curated record. The transcript is spliced from 9 exons. NCBI's taxonomy places the organism in Eukaryota, Metazoa, Arthropoda, Insecta, Lepidoptera, Pieridae.